CUCUGGGUAUGGAGCCAGAUGGGAAGCAAGAGGCAGUCAAGGCCAUUGACAACUGUCUCCGUCAAAGGCUACUUCGGAGUACCAAAGUCAUGUUUUUCUUCCACAGACAUGCCCAUCACAAGGACAAGCUGGGCCGAAGGUCGCUUGACUUGAAGGGGGCGAUCAGCAUGGCAGCUGAUCUCGCCAGGCAUUUUGGAUUGCCUGAUGUUAUUUUCAGAAACUUGCCGGAGACUUUCAGCAGCUUCGAUUUCACUGGGAGUGGUAUGCUUUGCCUUGAAGAGACGAGGGUUAUGGUGAAGAAGACGCUGCUGCAGUGGCACUGGGCUUUGGAGGGGCCCGCUGCGAACUUCGACAGCGAGAUAGCAACGUGCACACUCGAGGAUGGUGGCUACUCUGUCGCCCGGGAGAUGGGCCGUGGAGGGCAAGGCAUAAUGUAUUUGGCCAAAAAGAAAACCGAAGAGAGUUCUCCUUGGUACAGUUAUUUUUCAACUUGCGGUUCUCAGGCUCGUGCAACAUAUUGCAUCAAGUUCUAUAGCAAGAAGAACGCCAAUGCUGGAGGCUUGCAAGAAAUCUUGGAAGAGUUUCACCGCAUGAAAGAGUUUGAUAAUGAGCACGUGGCGAGGACUUUUGAAGCCUUCCACGACCAAGACUUUGUUUACUUGGUGAAUGAACCGUACUUUGGAGGUGAUUUCACCAAAUUGGCUAAAAGAGCAUACGACAAAGGAGUUGAAAUGCGAGAAGGUUGGUGGCAAGCCAUCUUCCGCCAAUGCCUUGCAGGUGUGGAAUAUCUGCAUCGCGAGGCUCAAAUGCAUUGUGACAUCAAGGAAGCCAAUCUCAUGAUUCGCUACAAUGAUGACUUCACAAAACCUGAAGUUGUUUUAAUAGAUUUUGGUCUGGCUCAGAGCAUUUCCGUGAAGGUCACAGGCCUCAGUGGAACUCCAGGCCAGGCAGAGAUGAUAGAUGAAUAG
Cladocopium goreaui is the source of this 968-nucleotide messenger RNA. The record is from the annotation of a GenBank genome assembly. NCBI's taxonomy places the organism in Eukaryota, Dinophyceae, Suessiales, Symbiodiniaceae.